AUGUAGAGAGAAAGGAAUAAUAAUUAUUGUUUUAAUUCUGUAGCAUAACCUUACACUCGAUAUAUAAAUAAAAAAUUAUGGGAGUAAGCUCUUUAAUCAAAAGGUAAUCAAGUUCAAGAAUUGGAUUAAUUUUUUAAGAAGUAUCAUCGAGGACCCUAAGAAUUAAAAAUGGCAAUAAAUAAUGUAAGAGUCAAAUGUUUUCCAAAUCUAUUAUAAUGUUGUCUUGAAACUUUAGUAUUGUUAUCAAAACAACACCAAAAAUAUUAUAAUCAUUAUAUUGAACAAAUUUUAGAGUCAUCUGCUUUUGAAAUAUUGUUUUUAUAAGAGCUUGAUAUUAUGAGUAGGAAUCUCAACUUAACUUAUAAUGAUAUAGCAAAGUACCAGUUUUUUAUUAACUACUUUUUAAAUUUUGUCCAAAACUCUUUAGAAUCGUAAUUUAUAUAACUACCUAAAUAUAUAAAACAUUUAAAAUAAACAAUUAACAUCUUAAAUUAAAUCAAUUCGAAUUUCAUUCAAGAGUUCAACAAAAUGAAUUAGUUGUAAAAUCUAAUAGAUAUUUUUAAUAAUAAUAGUUAAACUAAUUAAUAACCAUAAAUAUAUAAAGAUAUCAAUUUAGUUAAUAGUUAACAAAACAAUUCUGAAAAUUAGUAUAAACCUAGAAAUUUUUAAGUUGAAUAUCGAUCAGAUAUACGCUAAAAUAUUCAAAAUCUAACUCAAAAUCAAAGUAUUUUAAUUAAUAAUCCUUAAAUAUAAUAAGAAGAAUUUGUUUAAACACAACCUAUAACUAAUAAUUCAUUACUAAUUCAAUAAUAAACUAAAAAUGUUUUCAUAGAGAAUAAUUUAAAAAAUUAAUAAUAAUAGAGCUAUUUCCAAUAACAAUAGUCAGGAAAUCUAAAUGAAGAGAAUUUUUCAGAAUUUGAAACUUUGUAGUUUAAUUUGUUCCCUUAAUUUGAGUAGAAUUAAUAGGCAUCAGAAUAAUCAAAUUAAUACUUAAAAAUUUAGCAGAAUCUAAAUGUACCUUAAUAAUUAAAUGAAUACCAAUAAAUUUAAUAUAAUCGAAUUCUACCUUAAUAAUCAAAUGAAUACCAAUAAAAUUAAUAUAAUCGAAUUCUACCUUAAAAAUAAAAUGAAUACUAAUAAAUUUAAUAAAAUCAAAUUGUACCUUAAUAAUUAAAUGAUACGAAUAAAAUUAAUAUAAUCGAAUUCUACCUUAAUAAUCAAAUGAAUACCAAUAAAUUUAAUAUAAUCGAAUUCUACCUUAAUAAUCAAAUGAAUACUAAUAAAUUUAAUAUAAUCAAAUUUUACCUUAAUAAUCAAAUGAAUACUCAUAAAUUCAGGAAAAUCAACUUCAAUACCAAAAUUCAUGUUUUAAUAUUAUAAAAGGUUUAUCUCAUAAUAAGAAUUCCCCUUAAUAACAUAUGAAAUAAUUUUAGAAGUACCCAUAAAAAAUUUAGGAAAAAUAGUUUCAAAUUUCACAAUAAUUAAGUGGAGUAUCAAGAUCAAGAAAAAAUAAUCAAAGAACAACAUAUUAAUAGAGAUAGUAAGUUCAGUAAAAAUUUAUAGAGCCUACUUAUUUAUCAGCAAAUGCAUCCAAUUCUAUUUAACUAUAAAGUUCAUAUGUAUAAAAUUUCAAUUAAUAUUAAAUUUAAAAUGAAAUUACUCAAACAAUAUUUAAUAAUUCAUAAUAGGAGUAUAAUCAAGAACUUAAUAGAAGUACUCAUUAAAAAUAUUAAAAUAUACCAAAUUAAAAAAAUUAUAAUAUAUAUAGAGAAUAUUCAAAACAGAUGAAGAGUUUUCUCUAAUUAAAAAAACUUCGUGAAUUAAACUCAAGACAUAAUAAGCUAAUGGAUUAAAGUGAAGAUACUUAUUAAUCUUGUCCCUUAGAACCUCAGGUUUAAGAAUUUGAUUAUGUUUCUGAUAAAAAUUUUGUAUAUAAAGGAUGCAUUUUUGAGAUUCCCUUGGGAUAACCAUAUAAAAGUACUGAAUUGUUUUUCAAUAACCACUUUUUUAUUCUUAGAGAAGAUUAUUUAAAGAAUUUUAGAUUAAUAGUUGCCAAAUUAAAAUCAACUGGUUUUUAUGAAAUUGGAGAUGAAGUAUUAUAAGGUGCAUUUUUAUAUUUUGAUGUUCUUAUAGAAAAUGUCCAAGUGACAAAUCGAGGACUCUCAUUUAUUGUUACUAUGAAUGGAUAUGAUCCAAAGAAUGAUUAAAUAAAUUGGGAAAAAAUCAUCUAGACUUAUGCCGGGUUCUUUACUGUUAUUAGUAAUUGUAUUAUUAAAUUAAGUCAACUACAAAUCUUGAGUUUAUGUUAUUUGGAACAGUUGUAAAAAAAUAUAAAUGUACAUAAAAUGGUAGAGUUUGUAUUGCAAUUACUUUGAUAGGUUUUCUUUAAUAGAAUAAUUAAGAUAAGUUAAGAAUUUAAUAAGUUAAGGUAAAUAUUAAUUGAAUAUAAAAAGUAUAAUAAUUGAUAACAAUAGAGAAUAAAAUAUAUUUUGAGUCAUAUAUUCAUUUUUUAAGAAGCUUAAAAAUGAUGAAGCCACAUAAAUUGCCUUUUGCUGAUUAAAUAGUUUUUGGUUCAAAGAUAAUGCCUAAGUCAGGAUAUUUAAAUUAUCAACAAAUUAAAAAUUAAGAUAUUUCUUAAGAUAUUGAUGUUAAUUUUUACUUGAAUUAAGUCGAUACGAUGAGUUUAGAUGUUUCUUAAUUGAAAGCAAUAUAGACAAUAUUAAAAAAUGGUAUUUCAUUGAUUUAGGGACCUCCAGGUACUGGUAAAACAUAUUGUGGAGCAUUGGGUGUGAAAAUAUUGUUAUAGAAUCAAUUAACAAAUAAUAGUAGUUAUUCAAAAUUUUAUUAUCCUUAUCGUUUUAUGGUUCAAAAUAAACCAAUUUUAAUAGUGUGUUAAACAAAUCAUGCAUUAUUUUAAUUUUUAAAACAUAUACUUACUUUUUGUCAAAUGGAAGACAUUGUAAGAAUAGGAGGUCGAUGUAAAGUGGAAGAAUUUAAACCAAUGCUUUUAUCAUCUUAUUAUAAUUAAUUUCGUAUUGAUUGGAAAGAAGAAGGGUGUAAUUGGAAAGAAUUCUUAGAACAAAAAUUGGAUUUGGAUGAAUAGUUGAGUUAAUUAUUAAAUUUCAUUAAUUAAAUAAACCCUACAGAUUUUUAACAAUAUGAACCUGAUUUAUUUGAGAAAAUAAUAUGUCAAUAUUUAGAAAUUGAGGAUCUUAAUUUUUAAAAUCCUAUAUCAAUUUAUUCUAAAAAAAUAAUAAUGAAUAUGUGGUUAGAUAAUGUGAAACCUCAAAAAGAAUAAGUACAAACAAUCAUUAAUAUUGAGAAUUAGUUAAGUAAUUGCUUAAUUAAAAAAUAAACUAAUAAAAAGACUUUUAAAUCAAUCAUGGUUUACAAAUUUAGUGAUUUAGAUGGACAAUUUAAUUUAAGUGAUGAAGUUCUAAAAGAAAUAGAAUAAGAAGAUGAAGAUGAUUUUUCAAAUGAAAAUCUUGAUUCAGAUGAAGAAGAAAAUAGGAAGAUUUUAAUUAAUUAAGAUAAUGAUGAAAAAGAUGAAUUUAUAAAAUAACCUAUUAAUGAUAUGAUAACAAUAAAGAGACUUUUAAAUCGAUUAAACAAAGAUGAUAAAGCAAACUUUUAUGAUAUUAUGAAUGAAAUUAAUGAAGAAAAUGAUUAUUAAAUUUGGGAAAUGCCAUAAGGUAAAAGAAAUGUUAUUUCAAACUUCAUUUUUAGUCAAAAAUUGGAUAAUUCAUUGGAUUCCUUGGAAUGGGAUGUAAAAAGUUAUGAAUCUUUAAUAAAUGAAAUAAAACAGGUUUAAAUAAUUAGAGAUAUUCAUAUUAUUUAAAAUAUGAAAAUCGUUGGAGUAACUUUGACUGGAUUUGCUAAAUAUGCAGAAAUAUUUAAAAGAAUAGAUUUUAAUACUUUGGUAGUUGAAGAAGCAGGUGAAGUUUUGGAAUCAAAUUUAAUAGCUGUUUUAUCUAAACAAAUAAACCAUUAAAUUUUAAUAGGUGAUCAUUAAUAAUUAAACCAUAUAUGGAAUGUUAUGAUUUGGAAGUCAAAUUUAGAGCUAUUGAAAGAUUGAUAAAAAAUGGAUUAGAAUAUGCUACUUUAAAAUAUUAGAGAAGAAUGAAAUCAAAGUUUGCUGACUUUAUUCGUUUAAUUUACUCAGAUUACUAAGAUCAUACUUCAAUAUAAGAAUAAAAUAAAAUUGAGAUCGAAGGAAUAAAAACUGAUUUAGUCUUUUUUAAUCAUAGACAUAAAGAAGAUGAAAAACUAUUGUCAAGUUCUAAAUCAAAUAAAUUUGAAGCUAAGAUGAUUUUAAGAAUGGUAGAAUAUUUAUUAAAAAAUGGAUAUAAAGGAGAAUAAAUAACAGUGUUAACUACUUAUUUAAAAUAGGCAUAAUAUAUAAAAAAAUAAUGUAAACAAGAUGUAAGAGUAUAGUCAAUAGAUAAUUAUUAAGGAGAAGAAAAUGAUAUAAUAUUAUUAUCUUUAGUUAGAUCGAACACUAAUUAUAAAUUAGGUUUUGUUGCAAUAGAUAAUCGAGUAUGUGUAGCAUUUUCUAGAGCAAGAUUAGGAUUGUAUAUAUUUGGUAAUUUUGGUUUUAUUGAAGAGUGUAUAAAAGAUCAUUUGAUAAAGUAACUUCAAUAAAGAAAUCCUGAUAUUUCAGAUUUAUGGUUAAGAAUAAUAGAUUUAGCAAGAUAGAAAGGAGUAAUUUAGAAUUAUAUUGAGUUGAAAUGUUCUUCACAUAAUAUUGAUACUAAAAUCUAUGAAGAAAAAGAUUGGGAUUAAGUUAAAGGAGGUGGUUGUACUUAAAUAUGUAAUGCUAUAUUUCCUUGUGGUCAUAUUUGUUAGUAAAAUUGCCAUAAAUCUAACCAUAAUCAAUAAGAUUGUUCUUAUAAAUGUGAUAAAAUAUUAGAAUGUGGUCAUGAAUGUCUUGAAAAAUGUGGAUAAAUUCCUUGCCCUCCUUGUAAAACAACAGUAGAAAUAUAUAUUGAAAAAUGUGAACAUUUAACAAAAAUAUAAUGUUAUGAAUAAUAAAAAGAGAUUUAAUGUAAAGAACCAUGUAAGAGAAUAUUAAAGUGUGGUCAUUAAUGCUUUCUUAAAUGUAUGGAUGAUUGUAAAAUAUAUAAAUGUUUAGAAUAAAUAACAUAUGAAUUAACCAUCUGUAAACAUGAAAUAUCUAUUCAAUGUGAUGAUCAAAAUUAUAUUCAUAAAUUAAUAUGUACUUAAAACUGUUAAUCAUAAUUAAUUUGUGGACAUGAUUGUAGUGGAACUUGUGGAUUAUGCUUUGAAAAAUUCCAUUAACCAUGUUAAAAGAUAUGUGAUAAGAUUUUAUUAUGUGGUCAUAAAUGCUAAUUAUAAUGUUAUAGCGAAUGUUCUAAAUGUGAAGAUUAAUGUCAAAUAGAAUGUAAUUGUAAAAUAAAAUGUACUAAUAAAUGUUAUGAAAAAUGUAUAUCAUGUGAACAAAAUUGUCAAUUAAGUUGUUAGCAUACCUAAUGUACGAAAAAAUGCUAUGAAAUAUGCGAUAGAAAACCAUGUAAUCAAAAAUGUGAUAAAAAACUAAAAUGUGGUUGUGAUUGCAUGGGCUUUUGUGGAGAAAUUUGUCCGACUAUUUGUUAAGUUGAUCAACAUGAUAAUUAAAAAGCAGAUAAAGAUACUAUUUAUUAUUAAUUAGAAUGUUCAUGUGAAUUGAUUAUAUAUGCAGAAUUCUUAGAUUAAUAUUUUGAAAAUGAAAAAUCAAAUUUUAUUCAUUGUCCUAAAUGCAAAUAAAUUAUUUGGAGAAGCAGUAGAUAUUAAAAAUAAGUUAAAAACUCAUUAAUUUAGUUUAAUCUUGAAAAACAAAAUAAAUAAAAAAAAUAUUAAGUUUCAUUUGAAAAAGUCAAUAAAGCUAUUUAACUUGCCGAAUUAAGACUCAAAUAUUUAUAAUAAAACAAUUUAAAAGACAAAGAUAGCUUUUUGGAUAAUAUAAUACAAGAAUUAAAAAAAGAUAAUUAAUUGAUUAUUAAAAGAAAAACUCCUAAAAUGCCAUAUCUAUAUUUCAAAUGUAUCAACAAACAAUUAAAAUAAUAUGAAAAAUCUUUAAAAUUAGUGGAUUGUUUAUAUGAUAAACAACUUUUCUAAAUUCAUAAAAAUAAUUUGAUUAAGGAAUAUUUAAUGAGUGAAUAAUAUAGAAAUUAUUAUUCAAAAAGUUUUUGGUGGAAAGUCACAUAAAAACUAGAGAUCCUUCUUUUAUAUUAGAAAAUCAUUGUUUAAUAUUAAAUUACACAAAAAUAAUUAUUUCAAAACAUUUCUUGGGAAAUUGAAGAUUCAAAUUUCUUUUUGGAUGAUUCAAAAAAAUAAUUAUUUGAGAAUUUAGUAAAUCCUAAUCCCAUUUAAAAUUGA
Molecule: messenger RNA, 6375 nt
Organism: Paramecium sonneborni
Lineage: Eukaryota; Ciliophora; Oligohymenophorea; Peniculida; Parameciidae
Source: the annotation of a GenBank genome assembly